AUGAUUUCUGAUAGUUUGAUAGCGAGAGCCAUUGUAAGGCUUGUCGCGACAAUUUAUUCUUCAGUUCCAAUUAUUUCCUCCAUUUAUUAUAUUUUCUAUGUUACUAACCGUAAAUCAUUGUUAGUCGAAUUGUUUCCAGAUGCCUUUUCUGCUACUUUCAUGAAUUCGUCUGUAUCAGUAUUUUUGCAUUAUUGGUUAGGUUUCGAACUUGUUUUUCAUUUGUACUUCUUAAUGACAGUUACGAGAUUUCAAAAACUGUUGCCUCCAGUUGUUCCACCCAAACAUGUAAGGGCAGAAUUACUUCAUAACUGCCUUAAUACUAUCGAUAAGUUUGACAAUUGGAUUGAAGGCUGGUUUUCCGUUGGCAAACAAAAGGCAACGUUCGAUCAAAUUCGCAGAGAAAACCUUGAGGAAUGGUUGGCAUGGUGCUUCUUUGGCAGUACUAUUGAAGAAGUCCGUCAAAAUACAGAAUAUAUAACUGAAUUAUACGAAUCGAUCGUUACCAUUGAAAAUGUUAAAAAAGUUAAAUUCCCUGAAGGAUAUAAUCCCGACGUUCGAUGUGUUCGAUUAUCAUUGGAUCCCAUUAAAGCCAUUCCAAGACCUUUUGUAUUCUAUGUUGCAGUCUUCUUGUUGAAUUAUUUAUUUAACAUUAUUCUAAGACUUGCCGGCUUUGAACACUAUGGACUAAAAUAUAGCGUUUUAAAUGGUUAUUGGUCUAGCACACUUGAGUUCGAUAUUCAGGAGGAAACUAUUAAAUCAUCUCAAUCACGAAUCAGCUACUGGUAUUAUAAUCCCAAUUCUCAUAACGAAAAUGCACCUCUGAAAAAGAACCAUCAAAAGCAGCAGCCUAUUGUUUUCAUUCAUGGUGUUGGUGGUGGUUUAUUCUGUUACUUCAAUUUUCUCAGGAAGUUGUAUAAUUUGAAUCGCCCGUUAUUCUUGAUCGAACUUCCUCACGUAUCUAUGAGAUUAAUUGAAGAUGUCCCGACUAUGGAAGAAACUGUACGUGAAAUUGAAGAAAUGCUCAAGUCACAUGGUUUUCCCAAAGCCACAUUCGUUGCUCAUUCAUUGGGUACUGCGGUUUGUUCUUGGAUGAUUAAAGAAGCAAGGAAAAGUGUUGGUGGCUGUGUUUUGAUUGAUCCUGUUUGUUUCUUGUUACACUAUUCACAUGUAGCUUACAAUUUUGUUUAUCGUGAGCCAAAGGCUGCCAAUGAGUUGUAUAUUUCUCACUAUUUUUCUCGUCAUUUCCAUUGGUUCCAAUCGGCGUUAUUUGUAAAACAUCGUAAUGCUCUCCCGGCAAAUACGCAUGUUUAUUUAUCAGAACAUGAUAAUAUAGUUCCAUCAUCUGAAGUAUACAAGUAUCUUGCGAAAAACAAUGUUUCCGUUCAUAUGAUGCGUGGUUUGGAUCAUGCUAGUUACCUAUUCCGAUCAGAUUGGGAGGAUAGAAUUGUUAGCGACAUAUUGAGAUGUAGUAAUGCAUCAAGGAGGAAUUGGUAUAUUUGA
Messenger RNA from Funneliformis geosporum, 1500 nucleotides. The record is from the annotation of a GenBank genome assembly. NCBI's taxonomy places the organism in Eukaryota, Fungi, Glomeromycota, Glomeromycetes, Glomerales, Glomeraceae.